AUGGUUGGAAGAGCGGAAGCUAAACAGGCGUGUUCCAAAGGGUUGAGUGAGAGAUUGAAGGAAGAUAGGAUAAGCGAAUUACCAGAUCCUUUGAUAUGUCACAUUCUUUCUCAUCUUUCUACCAAGGAAAGUGUUAAGACAAGUGUUUUGUCCACCAGAUGGAGAUGUCUCUGGCUUUGGCUUCCUAGUUUGGAACUAGAUUUCAGAAAAUUCCAGAUCCCACGUUUAAUAAGUACCUUUGUGAGUUUUUGUGACAGGUUUUUCGAAUCCAAUAGAGUUUUAUGCAUACACAAACUCAAGUUAACUAUUGAUGGAAGUGAAUACGUUGUAGCUCGUGAUACCUCUAAUAUCACGUCAUGGAUUCAUGCUGCAGUUAAGCGUAAGAUCCAACAUCUAGAUGCUUGUUAUCAUCUAUAUGUAAAUCCUUUGGAGAUGCCCCUAAGCCUUUAUACCUGUGAGACACUGGUUUCAUUGAAACUUGAUUGCGUGCUCUUGGCUAAUACCGAGUUUGUCUCCUUACCUUGUCUCAAGACUUUGUCCGUAAAAGAUGUUAGGUAUCCCAAUAGUGCCACUUUUGAAAGACUUGUCUCAUUCUGCCCUGUCUUGGAGGAGUUAGAGAUUACCACAUUUGUGAUUAGUAAUGCAACACUCUUUCGGGUGUUCUCUAGGUCAUUAAAGAAGCUCAAAAUAACGCAAUCUUGUUGGUCAGGAGUUGUGAUUGAUGCUCCUCUACUAAGAUUUUUGAGCAUCAAUGAUGACUUAUCAAAAAGCUCUGUUGUGAUAAACAAAUUGCAUCCCGACGCCAAGUUAGAUAUUUCUACUUCCUAUGGUUUGGAGUUUUUUCGUGGAGCAAGUUUUUCAUCAAAGAGAAAUAGCAUCCGCAGUUUUCUCUCGCAGAUUUCGAAGGUUAAAGAUGUAACAAUGUGUAGAGAGACCAUCAAGAUCAUCUUCCAAUACUUAGAAUUACAAUCGUUGCCUCGGUUUGAUUACAUUUCCCGCCUGCAUGCAACUUUCACUAACUCCAAUUUCGAAUGGUUACUAACCUUUCUUAAGAGCUGUCAGAACUUGAAAUCCCUCGUCUUGGUAUACUAUGAGGAGAGGCGUCGAAUCAUUUUGUCAUCUAGGCCUGAGUGUUUUCUAUCGUCUAUCGAGUUUAUUGAUAUCGAAUUCCUAAACCGAGGAUAUGUUUCACAGUUGAAAAUAGUAAGGUACUUCCUAGAGAAUACGCCCGUACUCAAGAAGCUCACUCUACGUUUCCCCAAGUAUUCAAUACAAGAAAAGUCUACUUUCAAGAACCUCCUCAGAUGGACAAAUCUCUCUAGCAAAUAUGACAUCGACGUCCUUGAUUCGUAG
This is a messenger RNA of Capsella rubella, 1353 nucleotides long. RefSeq names its product putative FBD-associated F-box protein At5g53635. Gene Ontology annotation, molecular function: protein binding. NCBI's taxonomy places the organism in Eukaryota, Viridiplantae, Streptophyta, Magnoliopsida, Brassicales, Brassicaceae. The transcript is spliced from 3 exons. The record is from RefSeq and is a predicted model, not a curated record. Bases 1 to 1353 code for a protein of 450 amino acids.